ACAGUUGAAAAUAGUUGAGCAUAGUCAUUCAGUCAUCAACAGUCAUUGGUUAUUUGUUUAUAACUGUAUACAUAUAAAAGAGAUUAAAGAGAAGAAGUAACAGUUACUUCUGAUUUGAAGAUCGGCGAUAUAUUGUGUAUUAGAGUUCAAUUAUGGCUGAAUACGUUAAAGAAGGCAAUAAAGUUCUUAUUGUAUCAAGUAGCAGUGAUGCUGUUAAUGAUUUGAAAAAUUUAGUCGAUGAGGUUAAAGAAAUCAUCAAGGAAACUGGAGUUCUCUUGUUGGAAAAUGUUAUUAUAAAGAAAAAAAGUGAUCAGGACACUUCGUCGAUAGAUGUUAUUUAUUCUGGUUUUGAACAAGCUUUUGUUCAUGAUGAUUUACUGCUGGCUGAGUUUCUUCGCAUUUUAAAACCAGGAGGAAAAGUACUGAUACGUGAGCCUGUACAAGGCACACAUACCGAAGAGAAGAAUAGUCCUGUCACUCUAGCUUCUAAACUGAAAUUAAAUGGAUUUUUAGUGAAAGACACAAUAACAAAUGACAAUGUCCAUGAAAUUGUUGCUGAAAAACCAUUCUUCGAGAUUGGAUCGUCCAUCACGCUUUCCUUUACAAAUCCAAAAGCAAAUGUAUGGAAAUUGGACAGUGCUGUAGAUGAUGAUUUGAUAAAUGAUAGUAAUCUAUUAGAUGAAACAGAUAUUUUGAAGCCACAACCAGCUUCAUUACGAGUAUGCAGUACAACAGGAAAACGUAAAGCAUGUAAAGAUUGCUCAUGUGGUUUAGCUGAAGAGCUGGCUGGAGAUGUGUCAGAACAACGAACAGGAAAAUCAUCUUGUGGAAAUUGUUACUUAGGUGAUGCUUUUAGAUGUGCCAGCUGUCCUUAUCUAGGAAUGCCUGCUUUCAAACCUGGAGAGAAGGUUACUCUGCCAGAUACCCAACUGACAGCAGAUUCCUAAAUUGAAUUCCAAUAAAGUAUUAGUUCAUAUAUCUGUAAUCAGCUGUGCGUUUACAUUUUAUAAUACAUAGAUAAAUCUUUAUUCCAUACAAUCAAUUUCUAUUAUACAAUAACCAGAAACUAUAAACAUUUAUCUUGAUCAUGUAAAAAAUAAAGUUUUCAAAUUAUGGCAGGAGUGUAAA
Messenger RNA from Cephus cinctus (wheat stem sawfly), 1128 nucleotides. It is a transcript of the gene CIAPIN1, whose product is annotated as anamorsin homolog. The record is from RefSeq and is a predicted model, not a curated record. The transcript is spliced from 6 exons. Bases 153 to 947 code for a protein of 264 amino acids. NCBI's taxonomy places the organism in Eukaryota, Metazoa, Arthropoda, Insecta, Hymenoptera, Cephidae. Gene Ontology annotation, molecular function: iron-sulfur cluster binding. Gene Ontology annotation, cellular component: cytoplasm. Gene Ontology annotation, biological process: iron-sulfur cluster assembly.